AUGCGUAGCCCCCCAAGAGAAGCCAGGCUUCGCAUGGCCGUUGAAGCCAUCGGAAAGAACAAAAAUCUCAGUAUCCGGGCCGCAGCCAGACAGUACAACGUUCCGGAAGCAACGAUUCGCCACCGAUGUACUGGCCGGUCUGCACGACGUGAUUUACCAGCCAACUCGCGUAAGCUUACGGACCUGGAAGAGCGUACGAUAGUUCAAUAUAUACUGGAACUGGAUGCGCGCGCAUUUCCCCCUAGACUGCGUGGUGUGGAAGAUAUGGCCAACCACCUGCUCCGCGAACGCGAUGCGCCCCCUGUCGGCAAGCUCUGGGCCCUCAACUUUCGUCAAGCGCCAGCCACAGCUUCCGUACGCGUCGUACGCGUAGAUACGAUUACCAGAGGGCCAAGUGCGAAGAUCCAAAGGUCAUUGGCGAGUGGUUUACGCUUGUACAGGACGCUAAGGCCCAAAUAUGGGAUUGUUGAUGACGAUGUCUAUAACUUCGACGAGACUGGGCUUAUGAUGGGCAUCAUCUUCGCGGGACAGGCAUACGGUCGCCUGAUCGACGAGCUGAUGCGCGCACACAUCAACCAUAUCACCAAGCUCGAGUUCCUUUGUGCCUUUCGCGAAGCCUUCUUUGCUUCCAUGACAGAGAAGAAUAUUCAGGGUGGGUUUUCAGGGGCCGGUAUCGUACCAUUCGAUCCAGAGAGGGUGCUUUCUAAGCUGGAUGUCAAGCUUCAUACACCAACACACCCAGACUCCAGGCCUGGCACUGCACAGCCUUGGGCCUCUAAGACCCCGUAUAAUGCCCAGGAAACCCGCUCGCAGUCAGACUUCAUCAAGACCCGGAUUUCCAGCUACCAAAAUAGCUCCCCAGCUUCGGUGUUAGUUGCAGUUGACCAGCUUACCAAAGGUGCAACGGCUGUAAUGCACCAAGUGGCUCUUCUUCAGUCAGAGGUCUCUUCGCUCCGUAAGGCCAACGAACCACUAAGCAAGCGCCGGAAAGCCAAAAGAACACGCAUACAGCUUGGAGGGCCACUUACUGUACAAGAUGCACAGGAUCCACUGGACCAGAGGGAUGUGGGUAAGGGGGCACUGCAGGAAACACAGCCGGAUAGUAGUGGUGCAGGGGGGGCUCGUGCGAAGGUUCGGCGCUGUAAUAGUUGUUGCAAGUUUAUGUGUAAUGUUGCCUUGCCAAUCCGAUUGUUGCUCGAUAUGAAGCCAGUGUUCGGUGCGGUAGAAAUGAAUGGAAACGAGGAUGGAUAG
Chaetomium globosum CBS 148.51 is the source of this 1251-nucleotide messenger RNA. RefSeq lists its product as uncharacterized. The record is from RefSeq and is a predicted model, not a curated record. Bases 1 to 1251 code for a protein of 416 amino acids. The transcript has 5 exons. NCBI's taxonomy places the organism in Eukaryota, Fungi, Ascomycota, Sordariomycetes, Sordariales, Chaetomiaceae. Gene Ontology annotation, molecular function: DNA binding.